Aspergillus puulaauensis is the source of this 1452-nucleotide messenger RNA. RefSeq lists its product as uncharacterized. Bases 1 to 1452 code for a protein of 483 amino acids. The record is from RefSeq and is a predicted model, not a curated record. Gene Ontology annotation, biological process: carbohydrate metabolic process. The transcript has 4 exons. Gene Ontology annotation, molecular function: chitin binding; hydrolase activity, hydrolyzing O-glycosyl compounds. NCBI's taxonomy places the organism in Eukaryota, Fungi, Ascomycota, Eurotiomycetes, Eurotiales, Aspergillaceae.
AUGUGGCCAAAGAAAGGGCAAAAGCUCGGGCUCGGGCUCGCUUGGGUUCUCUUAACAGGCCUUGCUCUUCCAGCCCUGGGCCAGAACUGCAGCAAAGACAACCCUUGCGCCACGGGAUGCUGCUCCAAGGACGGGUGGUGUGGGACAAGCGAAGAGCAUUGCGGUGCGGGGAACUGUGUUGACACUUGUGAUUUUAAGCUGCAGUGUGAUGAGAGUAAUCCGUGCGAAACGGGGUGUUGUUCCAAGGCAGGGUUCUGCGGAUUGGGCCCGGACUACUGUGGCGAGGACGUGUGUGUGGCUAGCUGUGAGGCAAAGGCUGAAUGUGAUCCUGGCUUUGGGGCAGACUGGGCGACGAGUUCGAAGUGCCCGCUGAAUGUUUGCUGCUCAGACUUUGGCUUUUGCGGAACCACCAAGGAAUUCUGUGGAAACAAGACAGUCCACCACGACACCUGCGAUAAGAAGACCGCGACACUUGACCGUGUGGUUGGCUAUUACGAGUCGUGGGCAAGCAGUCGUCCGUGCAAUCCCUUCUGGCCAGAGCAGAUCCCGAUGGGGGUCUAUACCCAUCUCAACUUUGCGUUUCCCGCCAUCGACCCAGACAGCUUUGAAGUGCGCCCUGGUUCCGACGGUGACCUUGACUUACUGAUGCGCGUCACACAGCUCAAGACCAUGGAUCCAGAUCUCAAAGUCAUGAUUGCGCUGGGUGGUUGGAGCUUUAAUGAUCCAGGCCCGACCCAAACAACUUUUUCUGACAUUGCGCGGUCGUCGGAGAAUCAGGCCAAGUUCUUUACAUCCCUGAAGGAGUUCUUGUCAACGUAUAAUCUGGAUGGAGUGGACCUGGACUGGGAAUAUCCCGUGGCAGAUGAUCGCAGUGGACGGGCCGAGGACUUUGAGAACUUCCCUAAAUUCAUGGAGAAUCUGAAGGAGGCUUUGAAAGACACAGGCGGGCGGAAUGAGAUAUCCAUCACACUCCCUUCAUCCUACUGGUAUCUGCAACACUUUGACAUUGUCAAGCUGCAGCCCCACGUGAGCUUUUUUAAUGUUAUGUCCUAUGAUCUGCACGGCAAGUGGGACAAGGGAAACAAGUGGACAGGCGAGUUCCUCGACGCCCACACCAACCUAACCGAAAUCGACAAGGCCUUGGAGCUGCUCUGGCGGAACAAGAUUGACUCCUCCAAAGUAGUUCUGGGGCUCGCAUUCUACGCCCGCGCAUACGCCUUGGCCGAUCCGGCCUGUGUAAAGCCAGGCUGCCUGUUCGCCUCUGGCGCAAACCAGGGCAACUGCAGUCGCGAGAUUGGGAUUCUGCUCAACAGCGAAAUCGACGAAAUUGUUGCGCAGCGGGAUCUCGAGGACACACUGUAUAAGGACGCUGCCGUGCAGGUCCUUCACUGGGACGACCAGUGGCUGUCGUAUGACGAUGCCGGGCAUGUUCCUGGAGACUGGUGGCGAUGA